AUGGAUAGGCGUGACGCUGUAUAUUGUAUGGUACGCAUAGUUCAGCGGGUUGUGUACUACGAAGAGAUCAGUAACAUUCAACGAGGUGAACGUGUGAAAGGAAAACUAAGAAACUUUAACCCUUUCUUCGAUGAGAAAGAGAGACUGCUGAGAGUCGGCGGUCGGAUCAAGUACUCCGAUUUGCCGAGAGAUCAGAAACAUCCGAUGAUCAUCCCUGAACGUAACCAUUUCACAGAAAUCGUUAUUGAGGCGCUGCACCAAGAGGAGCUGCACGUCGGAUCGAACGGCCUGAUGGCAAAGAUAAGAAGACAAUUCUGGCCAGUCAACGCUAAAGGCACAAUCAAUCGAGUAGUCAGAAGAUGUGUGAAAUGCUUUCGUACGAAUCCUCGGGAUGUGCAGCAAUUCACGGGAGAUCUGCCCAGUGUCCGAGUCACCAUCACCCAACCAUUUUCACGUACGGGUGUGGACUACUCGGGCCCUUUUUUCAUCAAGCGAGGGCGAUCGAAGGCUCCGUGCAAGGCGUAUGUCUGUGUUUUCGUAUGCAUGUGUACGAAGGCUAUUCAUUUGGAACUUUUGACUUCAUUGACGACAGAAGGGUUCUUACAGGCUCUGCUGCGUUUCGUUGGACGGCGUGGAAAUGUGUCAGACAUAUAUUCUGAUAAUGGCACCAAUUUUAUUGGGGCCAAACGAGAACUUCAGGAAUUGUUUCAGCUUCUGAAGUCGCAAAUUCUGCAAGAGAAUAUAGCAGGCUUCUGUCAGCCACGUGUAAUAAACUGGCAUUUGGUACCACCGAAGGCUCUUCACCAGGGUGGGCUGUGGGAAGCUGGUGUCAAGGCCAUGAAAACUCACCUUCACCGAACGUUGAAGGAGGCGUAUUUGCCAUACGAGGAAAUGAACACCCUCUUAAUCCAAAUCGAGGCCAUAUUAAACUCACGACCGUUGGUUGAACAGAGCAAUGAUCCAGCAGACUACGAAGCUCUUAGCCCUGGACAUUUUUUGGUCGGCCGAGAGUUAACGGCGGUUGCUGAGCCAUUGUAUACUGAUCGGAAGGAAUCGCUGCUCUCUAGGUAUGAACUGGUUUAA
This is a messenger RNA of Wyeomyia smithii (pitcher-plant mosquito), 1083 nucleotides long. RefSeq lists its product as uncharacterized. Lineage: Eukaryota; Metazoa; Arthropoda; Insecta; Diptera; Culicidae. The record is from RefSeq and is a predicted model, not a curated record. Gene Ontology annotation, molecular function: nucleic acid binding. Bases 1 to 1083 code for a protein of 360 amino acids. The transcript has a single exon. Gene Ontology annotation, biological process: DNA integration.